Scophthalmus maximus (turbot) is the source of this 1120-nucleotide messenger RNA. RefSeq names its product methyltransferase-like protein 27. Bases 175 to 888 code for a protein of 237 amino acids. Lineage: Eukaryota; Metazoa; Chordata; Actinopteri; Pleuronectiformes; Scophthalmidae. The transcript is spliced from 6 exons. The record is from RefSeq and is a predicted model, not a curated record.
CACUAAACACCCUAUCGCCUGUGGCUAUGUCGAUCUGUCUGAGCAGUUUCAGUCGGCCAAUCAGGUGUGAGCUCUGCUCCUGAUAAAAAUGCUGCCGUCGUCUGUGCUGCCACACUCCGCCCUGCUGCUCCACCGACAACCAGCCACACACAGGUGUGAAGUCGCCCCCUCAUCAUGUCAGACUCCAGGAGAACUGUAGAAGACGCAAGAGUCAACUUUCAGACCUGCAAAAGUCCAAAUGCAAAAGAUCGGGUUAAGUUCUACGACACCUGGGCAGAAACCUACGACAAGGACCACAGCCUGGUGAGCUACAGAGCUCCACAUCUGGCAGUAAACUUUCUGUCUGAGAACUUCACCGGGACUCCUGAGGAGGCUCUGGUUCUGGACGUGGCCUGUGGGACCGGAUUGGUCGCUAAACUGAUGGUUGAACUGGGCUUCAGACGCUUCAUGGGAGUGGACGGCAGUAAAGGCAUGUUGGACCAAGCUGCUGAGAGCGGCCUCUAUCAGGACCUGAACCAGGCCUUACUGGGAUCAGAUCCACUGCCUGCACAGCCUGGUGCGUUUGAUGUGGUGAUGAUCAUCGGUGCUUUGCGUCCUGGUUUUGUGCCAGUCAGCGUCAUCAAGGAGAUCUACCAAGCUGCCAAACCAGGAGCCUACAUUUGUAUGUCGAGAGUCGAUCCCAGGUCCGAGGCUGGAGACGAAUACAAGGUGUCAAUGGAGCAGGAACUGCAGCUGAUGGAGGACGAGGGUCUGUGGACUCUGGUAGCUACUAAAGAGAUGCACAGAUACAUGUUAAAUUUUUACCAAAAUUAUAAUGAAGGAGAGCAGAACGAGCACUACCUCAAUGGCACCAUGUACCUCUACAGGAAGUCACAUAAUGAGAGUUAAACUGCAGCUUUUACAUUUGGGAUUUGGACUAAAAAUGUAAUCAACGACUCAUAUUAAAUCAACGUUUUCAUGAUGACACCAAUAGGCCUUUUAAUAUUUUGAUGUUUAGAACUAAGAAAUGUUUCUAAUAUGGAGAGGAAAAUUGCAUAGUUUCUAAUGUUGACAUGAAUCCUCCAGAGUUUGUGCCUGAAAGAACAUUUGACAUGAUCCAACUAAUAAAUGUAGAAAACUC